Molecule: messenger RNA, 1031 nt
Organism: Manis javanica (Malayan pangolin)
Lineage: Eukaryota; Metazoa; Chordata; Mammalia; Pholidota; Manidae
Gene: OSTC
Product: oligosaccharyltransferase complex non-catalytic subunit
Cellular component (GO): oligosaccharyltransferase complex
Source: RefSeq, a predicted model, not a curated record
GAGGGCGGGCCUAUUUCCGGUGGCGCGUGGGGCUAGAGCCCCGGAGCCGUCUGCGGCUACCAACAUGGAGACUUUGUACCGAGUUCCGUUCUUAGUGCUCGAAUGCCCCAACCUGAAGCUGAAGAAGCCGCCCUGGGUGCACAUGCCGUCGGCCAUGACGGUGUACGCUCUGGUGGUGGUGUCUUACUUCCUCAUCACCGGAGGAAUAAUUUAUGAUGUUAUUGUUGAACCUCCAAGUGUUGGCUCUAUGACUGAUGAACAUGGGCAUCAGAGACCAGUAGCUUUCUUGGCCUACAGAGUAAAUGGGCAAUAUAUUAUGGAAGGACUUGCAUCCAGCUUCCUGUUUACGAUGGGAGGUUUAGGUUUCAUAAUCCUAGACCGAUCCAAUGCACCAAACAUCCCAAAACUCAAUAGAUUUCUUCUUCUAUUCAUUGGAUUCGUCUGUGUCCUGUUGAGUUUUUUCAUGGCUAGAGUAUUCAUGAGAAUGAAACUGCCGGGCUAUCUGAUGGGUUAGAGUGCCUUUUGAGAAGAAAUGAGUAGAUACUGGAUUUGCUCCUGUUAAUGAAGUUUUAAAGGCGCCACCAAUGCUCUGAUAUGGAAAAGGACGAAAAGCUGCAGAAAGGAAGCAUAUUAAAGCUUGAACUAGAAUGUCUUCUUGGUAUCAGAGACAAACUUAUCACAGUAUUUUUUCCUGCUGGCCUGUACCAACAAUGCUAAGUGGCAUUUCUUCUUAGUUUUUCAUCUCUUAAAGAAAAUAUCCUCCAUUUUUACAACUACAAUAUUGAAUAAAGUGAUUAUUUUUUACAGCCCCCUUCAUGUUUUUUGGAGAUGACAUUUCAGACUUUAAGAAAUAAAUGUAAAAUCAGGAAGUGAGAUCCUGUAAGCUGUGAACUCUGGAUGGCUGAUGAGCACUCCCUGUGGUGCUUUGUCUUUAAACAGUGGGUGACAGUUCAUUAUUUCAGAUUUGUAAGACUGUUUGCUGAACAAUAAGAGGUAUGAAAGGAGCAGAAGUAAAUAACUUUUCUAAUUAA